This is a messenger RNA of Mercenaria mercenaria, 2364 nucleotides long. RefSeq lists its product as uncharacterized. The transcript has 5 exons. The record is from RefSeq and is a predicted model, not a curated record. Lineage: Eukaryota; Metazoa; Mollusca; Bivalvia; Venerida; Veneridae. The coding region runs from base 209 to 544 and encodes 111 amino acids.
GCAUGGUUGUAAAUUUUGUCUUUAAUUUUAUCGACAUCAUUUAUCAGAUUGGAUGAAAAUAUCCAGAAUAUUACAGUUGUUGUCAGUAAGUUGAAAUGACAAAUUCUAAAUCACAUAUGUCUAAAAAUAUUUUUUCUAGGAAAGUAAACCACGGCAACACAUUCCCUGGACAUCUGAAGGAAAAUACUUCCUGAUCAAUUAUGCGGCAAUGAAUCCAAGAGGCACAGAGACUGUUCAGGAAUACUGGCAAAAAUGUGCUGAACAGAUAAAUGUGAAGUUCCCCGGAAGCAACAGAAAAGGACUUUUCAAGAGUCUGGCUCAGCGUCUGUUUGUGUCUCCGCAGUGCAGACAACCAGUUACUGUUACAAGCCGCACAGUUGAUGUUGGCACCCAAACAGAAGAUCAAAUAAGGACAGAUGACACAAAAUUAGAUUGGGUGUUUAUGCAGCCAACUAAAGACAUGCAGAGGUACUCCAAGCAACAGCACUGCCAAGAGAUAGGAUCGGAAACACUAAAGCAACGGAGGAUCUCAUUCCAGUUUUAGGGAUGGCUUAUGGGGCUUUGAUGAAGCAGAGAUAUUAUGCCCUAAAUGGUGUACAGAAGAUGAUUACUACUGCCUUAGCCAAUGAACAGACACAUAUGAAGAUGAGGCAUCACUACAGAUCAACAAGUUGUCAAAUAUAUACAAGGUGGAUAGUAUUAAAGUAUAUAACAUUCAAAAUGUCCUUCAGAAACCAUACUUUUCCUAGUCCCUUUCCUAGCAUUACACAUAACAAACUAAGGAAUCUGUUCUGGCAUUGAUUUCCACUGACACAAAGAAUCACUAGAGCUGUACACGCAUUGAAGGUACAAAGCAAAGUAACAGUUAUAUUAUUUCCAUCUGUAUUUACUUCACUUACAAAUUUGCUCUUAAUAAAAGUAUAUCUGUUUCUGUGGCUAUCACUGUAACUUCUCUUACAACACAACGAGACAUUUAGUUUUAAAGGUUUUCAUUGAAAAACCUGGUGAAAAGAAUGGGGUAUGUCGGAAGGCGGGUGGAAAGAUGGACCUACCAAUCUCUUAAACAUAGGCUGCAAUAUAUAUGAACAUUUACUAUAAAAGUCAUUUAUCUGAUCUGUAAUGUAACUUGAUUUAUAUUUAACUCCCUCUACUUCAGCUCGGAAUAAAGAGACCUAAGUUUUGAUAUCUACCUAAGUGUUGAUAUCUUUAUGUUUAUACACUAUAAAUACCACAUGAUCAGGCAUGUUGGUCUUUAUGACAUUUUUGUCAUUUCCAGGUUAAUUGCUGCACGUCUGUCAUCAUGAGUGUUGUUAGGAUGUGAAUAGUCAGAAGUUAACAGAAAUAGUUCUCAUGGAUAUAUUCGUAGAAAUACAGUAGAUUCCACUUAAUCGCAUAUCUGUCAAUUGCAUAUUCCUGGUAAUUGCAUAAAAUGUUGACAUCUCCUAUGUCUUUAAUGUAAAUAGUUAUUGUUCAUUGCAUAGGUUUUACGUGCCAUUCCUAUUAAUUCCUGUUUAUUGCAUAAAAAAUCAAAACUGACUAAAAAACCCUGCUAUUUUGAGAAAUGUUAUUGACAUUUUUGCAGAUAUUUUAUUAAAGGAUGUCAGAAACAGAAUGGCAAAAGCUUUAUUUUUACAAUGACUUUCUUUUCAUAGCAAAAUGUUCUCUUGCAUAUGUUUGUAAAGCCAUCGGUUGAUUUCUGCUAGUCUUGUAACAAGUUUUUAUGCUCCCAGUAUGGAUAAAAACUUUUUUAAACAUUACUGUUACUUGUAUAUUCCUGUCAAUUGAAUAUUUUUUCACUAACAAAAUAGUUAGUUAACUGAAUAUUUUUUCACUAACAAAAGAGUUAUGCGAUUAAGAGGAAUCCACUGGUAUUUUUUCUGUUUUUGUUUUUUUUUGUUUUUAAGGAUCACUGGAUAUUGACCCUUGAUCCUGACACAUAAUACUAACUUAGUUGUACUUGUAAUUGUAUACAUAUGGAUUUAGAUUUCUUAUCACACAUGUUUGGUAGUAAGAGUAAUGGAAAUUCUAUAUUUGUUAUAUGAUAUAUAAUGCAAAACUGGGAUGUUGUAGAAGUAAAGCUUAAAAUGGUACAUAAUAGAGUUAUUACUUUCUAAUGUUGGUCGUCCUGCAUGUAUUACUCGCUGUAUGUGCUUUAAUUCUGCACCCAUGCCCAGUGCAACUGAAGCAAAUACCAAUCUUAAACAACAUGUUUCUGGUGGGGUCUGUAAUUUUCCCAAGACCAUGUCCUUCAACUGAUAAAAAGACAGAUAUACAUGUACACACAUGUUAUAUGUAUAUAUGAUAAGGGUGUGACAUACUGGUUAGAUAGUGCAUUUAUGUUUGAUAAACCCAGCAUUUGCAGAA